Messenger RNA from Knipowitschia caucasica, 819 nucleotides. The record is from the annotation of a GenBank genome assembly. Lineage: Eukaryota; Metazoa; Chordata; Actinopteri; Gobiiformes; Gobiidae.
AUGUCUAAGCCAACGAAGAGAGACCGAGAACGAGAGGAGGCGGCUAACAUUAGCGCAUUUACCACGGUGCUAACUGAUAAGCUAGCCGAGACAAAAGCGGAGUUACUGGCGGAGAUUAAAGACACUUAUUCCAAAUACGAGACGAAGCUGAACGCUGUCCAGGCCACUGUUGACGACCAUGCCACACGCAUUUCUGGUUUGGAACGGUCUGCAGACGAUACUACCACUGAUGUUACGGAUGUCCAGGCUAAGCUAUCUGAGCUGGUCGGUGACAAUGCUAAGCUCAAGGCUAAAGUAAUGGAUCUUGAAAGCAGGAGUCGUCGUAACAACAUCAGAAUCGUCGGGCUACCGGAGGAUGUUGAGGGCGUCAAGCCAACAGCCUUUUUCUCCCAACUACUUGUUGAUGUGCUUGGUGCUGAUACUCUUCCGUCACCCCCGAGGCUGGAUAGGGCGCAUCGCCCGCUAGCUGCUAAGCCAGGGCCCCAGGGUCGACCACGGGCUGUCGUGAUAUGCUUCCACCACUUCGAAACACGGGAGCUGGUUGUGCGAGCGUCCCGGAAACUACGAGGCAAGCUAAAGUAUAAGGACUCUGCCAUCCACAUAUUUGAGGAUUAUAUUCCGGAGGUUAUGGAGCAACGCAACCGGUACAGAGACGUCAUGAAGUCACUCUACGAGCUGGGAUGCAGACCUGCUUUGAGGUACCCUGCUAAGCUAUUUGUUGUGCUUGAGGACGGCUCGAAGAAACAUCUCUCCUCCGUGAAAGAAGCCACUGACUUUAUCUCUCGUCGUCAAAGAGCUGCAGAACGUGAGACUGAAUAG